This is a messenger RNA of Phyllostomus hastatus (greater spear-nosed bat), 2144 nucleotides long. It is a transcript of the gene KCNG3, whose product is annotated as potassium voltage-gated channel modifier subfamily G member 3. Gene Ontology annotation, biological process: potassium ion transmembrane transport; protein homooligomerization. The coding region runs from base 440 to 1741 and encodes 433 amino acids. The record is from RefSeq and is a predicted model, not a curated record. Gene Ontology annotation, molecular function: protein binding; delayed rectifier potassium channel activity. Gene Ontology annotation, cellular component: membrane; voltage-gated potassium channel complex. The transcript has 2 exons. Lineage: Eukaryota; Metazoa; Chordata; Mammalia; Chiroptera; Phyllostomidae.
UCCGCGGCCGGAGGGAAAGCUGGGGACCAGGAGCCAUCCCGCACCAGCUUCCUCUCUUGGCGCCCGCGCCCCUCAGAGGGAACAGCGCCCGGCCUUGGAGGGGGCACCCCGCGGGCGCAAGGGGCGGCGGCGCUGACAGCCUCAGUCUCCGCCAGUGGGGUGCAGAGCUGGCGCCGGAGGGGACUCCCUGGACACCUGCAGGUACCGCCGCGCGGAGGAAGUGUCUCUAGGAGCGACGCUGGGCUGCCGAGGAGGCUAGAGCCUAGGGAUCCCCGGGCCAGAGAAGGGCAGAAUCGGAGCUCGGAGGCAGAGUGGGCCAGACAGCCCGCGGGCCCCGACGGUGCGCUCCGGGAUCGGCCAACAUCGGGCAGAUCCUGCUGGGCUAGGGGGCCGUGGCGCCUUCGGGCCUCGGGGCCGCAGGGCCUCGGGGCGGUCAACCAUGACCUUCGGGCGCAGCGGGGCGGCCUCGGUGGUACUGAAUGUGGGCGGCGCCCGGUACUCCCUGUCCCGGGAGCUGCUGAAGGACUUCCCGCUGCGCCGUGUGAGCCGGCUGCACGGCUGCCGCUCGGAGCGCGAUGUGCUCGAGGUGUGCGACGACUACGACCGCGAGCGCAACGAGUACUUCUUCGACCGGCACUCGGAGGCCUUCGGCUUCAUCCUACUCUACGUGCGCGGCCACGGCAAGCUGCGCUUCGCGCCGCGAAUGUGCGAGCUCUCCUUCUACAACGAGAUGAUCUACUGGGGCCUGGAGGGCGCACACCUCGAGUACUGCUGCCAGCGCCGCCUCGACGACCGCAUGUCCGACACCUACACCUUCUACUCCGCAGACGAGCCGGGCCGCGACGAGGCGCGACCCGGCGGUGCGGAGGCAGCCCCCACCAGGCGUUGGUUGGAGCGCAUGCGGCGCACCUUCGAGGAGCCCACGUCGUCGCUGGCCGCGCAGAUCCUGGCCAGCGUGUCGGUGGUGUUUGUGAUCGUGUCCAUGGUGGUGUUGUGCGCUAGCACACUGCCAGACUGGCGCGCCGCAGCAGCCGACAACCGCAGCCUGGAUGACCGGAGCAGGUACUCCGCCAUCCCUGGGAGGGAACCCUCCGGGAUAAUUGAAGCCAUCUGCAUAGGUUGGUUCACUGCAGAGUGCAUCGUGAGGUUCAUCGUCUCCAAAAACAAGUGUGAGUUCGUCAAGAGACCCCUGAACAUCAUUGACUUGCUGGCAAUCACGCCGUAUUACAUCUCCGUGUUAAUGACAGUAUUUACGGGCGAGAACUCCCAGCUCCAGAGGGCUGGAGUCACCUUGAGGGUGCUUAGAAUGAUGCGGAUUUUUUGGGUGAUUAAGCUUGCCCGUCACUUCAUUGGUCUUCAGACACUUGGUUUGACUCUCAAACGAUGUUACCGAGAGAUGGUUAUGUUACUUGUCUUCAUUUGUGUUGCCAUGGCAAUCUUUAGUGCACUUUCUCAGCUUCUUGAACAUGGGUUGGACCUGGAAGCAUCCAACAAGGACUUCGCCAGCAUCCCUGCUGCCUGCUGGUGGGUGAUUAUCUCUAUGACUACAGUUGGCUAUGGAGAUAUGUAUCCUAUCACAAUGCCUGGAAGAAUUCUUGGAGGAGUUUGUGUUGUCAGUGGAAUUGUUCUGUUGGCAUUACCUAUCACUUUCAUCUACCACAGCUUUGUGCAGUGUUACCAUGAGCUCAAGUUUAGAUCAGCUAGGUACAGUAGGAGCCUCUCCACCGAGUUCCUAAAUUAAUGCAUUGCAAAUCAAGUCUUGCAUAUACUUUGUUUGGUAGAAAGAGCUGAUGCUCCUUCACAUUGAUGUGUUUCUUGCUCGGCAGGCACUGCAGCGUGGAACUGUUAUCUCGGUGGGGUAAAAACUAUCCUUCCCAGCUGAAGGGGUAAAACAGUUUACUUAUUAUGGAGUAAAUAGGAGUGAGACUGCAAAGGAGAAGUAAUAAUCUCUAGAGUUAAUUUUAGGAUCUUAUUUUAUUUAGGCUUGUCUCCUUCUUGCCUUGAACAAUGACUCUUUUUUUGUUUUCAAGUAUAUUAUUUGAACAUUUUAAAAUGGAAAGCUACUAUUUUCCAAAUGUUUUUCCAUCUUAUGAAUUCAGAAGAAGCUUGGAAGUUAUGGUGUUUUUUGUUGGAGAGUAACAUUU